Molecule: messenger RNA, 1206 nt
Organism: Asparagus officinalis (garden asparagus)
Lineage: Eukaryota; Viridiplantae; Streptophyta; Magnoliopsida; Asparagales; Asparagaceae
Exons: 2
Coding region: 1-1206 (401 amino acids)
Source: RefSeq, a predicted model, not a curated record
AUGAAUUUCGAUGUUGGAGGUCCAUCAUACUUAUCAUCAUCUUCAUCUUCGGAUGAUGAUAAUUUUCUGUCCAAUAUCAUUGCAGAGAUUGAUGAAACCGAAGAAGUAAUUUGUGAGUACAUCAACAACAACAUGAUCCUCGUUAACAAUUUACGUCAACACAACUACCAACCGAUCCAUGGUGGCUCGAUUCCCGGUCAUGCAGUGAUCAACCGCGAUCGAGAAAAUGCGCAUCAGAAUUUGGUCAUAGAUUACUUUGCCGAUAAUCCACGUUUUGGAGAAGAUAUGUUUCGUCGUCGAUAUCGGAUGUCAAGAAGUUUGUUCCUUCGUAUUGUUGAUGCAGUGAAAGAUCAUGACUAUUACUUCCAACAACGAAGUGAUGGACUUGGUAGAAUGGGAUUAUCACCGUUACAGAAAGUAACAGCUGUUUUUCGCAUGUUGGCAUACGGUCUACCAGCUGAUGCUACGGACGAAUACGUUAAAAUAGGUGAGUCAACAGCAAUUGAAAGUAUGACAAAAUUUUGUCGUGCUAUGGUGGAAAUAUUCGCAGAGCGGUAUCUACGAACACCUAACGCUAACGAUAUUGCUAGGCUACUCUAUAUUAGAAAAAAACGUGGUUUUCCAGGAAUGUUAGGAAGUCUUGAUUGCACCAAUAAUGAUAUCAAUGUGCUGGAGUCAUCUAAUCUUUUCUCUAACCUAGCUCAAGGUAUUGCUCCUCCCGCUCACUAUGUUAUUCAAGGAAAAGAGUAUAAUAUGGGUUAUUAUUUAGCUGAUGGUAUAUAUCCGAAAUGGGCUACUAUUGUACAAACAAUCCAACAGCCACAAGGUAGGAAGAAAAAAUAUUUUGCCAUGAAACAGGAAGCAUGUAGAAAAGAUGUAGAACGUGCGUUCGGAGUUCUCCAAUCACGAUUUGCAAUCGUGGCAGGAUCAGCACGUUUUUGGAAAAAACAUGUAUUACAUGACAUAAUGACUGCAUGCAUUAUUAUGCACAAUAUGAUAAUCGAGGAUGAACGUGAUCUUUAUGCACCAAUUCAAGAAGUGAGGGAAGCACCAACACCAGAAGUUGAUAUGGUAGCAGAUGAAACUACAAGAUUUACUCAAUUUAUUGCACGUUACGGAAAAAUCAAGGAUAAAGAUGCCCAUAUUGCGCUUCGUAAUGCAUUGAUAGAUCAUCUAUGGGAGGAAUACACUAAUUCAGAUAGUUAA